Messenger RNA from Phalaenopsis equestris, 424 nucleotides. RefSeq lists its product as uncharacterized. The transcript is spliced from 2 exons. NCBI's taxonomy places the organism in Eukaryota, Viridiplantae, Streptophyta, Magnoliopsida, Asparagales, Orchidaceae. The record is from RefSeq and is a predicted model, not a curated record. Bases 152 to 424 code for a protein of 90 amino acids.
AAUAGUAGGUGCUACACAUUUAAAUUUCCCAUUUAUAUGUUACAUACAUAAUUAGGGUUCUAGUUUGCAUUAGUGGCAUGCAUGUAAAUUUAAAAGCGGCUCUUUUGCCCUUGGGUUUACCCGCUCACCCUCCCUCCUCUGAUUUCCUCCGAUGGCUUUUCGCUUACGAUCAAUGUCGAGGCCUGCAGUGUCUUUGCUUAAAUCAUCCGUCAUCCAAUCGGGAAUCUCUACAGCCUCCGCUAUAUCAAGCCGUCCCCAUUCCUUACCGAGGGUUUCCCGAGCGGUGCGUUCAUUGCAAUCCCUGCUUCCGCUCCACAGUGCUGUGUCGUCCGCGCGGCUGACGUCGCGAAUCGGGUUGGAAGCGGUGGGGAGUUCGAGAUCGCUGUACCAGGGUACGCUCUGCAGAUCGAUCCCCGGGGUUUGA